Anas platyrhynchos (mallard) is the source of this 4547-nucleotide messenger RNA. It is a transcript of the gene VEZF1, whose product is annotated as vascular endothelial zinc finger 1. The record is from RefSeq and is a predicted model, not a curated record. Gene Ontology annotation, cellular component: nucleus. Gene Ontology annotation, biological process: regulation of gene expression. NCBI's taxonomy places the organism in Eukaryota, Metazoa, Chordata, Aves, Anseriformes, Anatidae.
ACCCCUUGAAGGAGCCACCGGGACCAGAAGAGGGGGGGGGGGAGGAAAGCUAAAGGGGGGGGGGGCGGCGCCGUAACCAAGCCGGGCCCGCGCCGCCCCGCCGGGCCGCGGCGCCGCCGCCUCCCCCCUGCGGGCCGCAGUGGUGCAGCCCGGAGGUUAGCGGAAGCGGCCGCUCAGGCGCUGCCAUGUUGAGCCGCCGCCGCCGCCGCCGCCGCUUUGUUGUCGGCUCCAUGUAGCUGCGGCCCCCGGCGCUGGGUUUUUGCACGGGGGUGUGAGGGCGGUGGGGGCGGGCGGGCGGGCGGGCUGGGGGGGGGGGUGGUGGUGGUGGUGGUGGUAGUGGUAGUGGUGGUGGGGGGGGGGGGCACCGCUCCGCAAGCUCGCCUCAGCGAGCCGCCUCCCAGCCAGCCGCCCGCUGCCUGCCUGCCUCAGGCCGCGACGCCCCCGCGCCAUGGAGGCCAACUGGACCGCGUUCCUCUUUCAGGCACACGAAGCCUCACACCACCAACAGCAGGCAGCACAGAACAGUUUGUUGCCGCUCCUGAGCUCUGCUGUUGAGCCACCCGAUCAGAAGCCGAUUCUGCCCUUACCAAUAACGCAGAAACCUCAGCCUGCAGCAGAAACGUUAAAGGAUGCUAUUGUUGGGAUUAAAAAGGAAAAACCUAAAACCUCCUUUGUGUGCACUUACUGCAGCAAAGCUUUCAGGGACAGCUACCAUCUGAGGCGCCACGAGUCCUGCCACACGGGCGUAAAGUUAGUGUCACGGCCAAAGAAAACUCCCACCACGAUGGUGCCCCUUAUCUCCACCAUCGCUGGUGACAACAGCCGAAGCUCGCUGGUUUCCACCAUCGCGGGCAUCCUGUCCACGGUCACUACGUCUUCCUCCGCCACCAACCCCAGCAGCAGCGCCGGUGCCACGGCCAUGUCAGUGACGCAGACGGUGAAGAAGCCCAGCAAGCCCGUCAAGAAGAACCACGCCUGCGAGAUGUGCGGGAAGGCCUUCAGGGACGUGUACCACCUCAACCGGCACAAGCUGUCCCACUCGGAUGAGAAACCCUUCGAAUGUCCCAUUUGCAAUCAGCGCUUCAAGAGAAAGGAUCGCAUGACCUACCACGUGAGGUCUCACGAAGGUGGCAUCACGAAACCCUACACCUGUGGUGUUUGUGGAAAAGGCUUCUCGAGGCCUGAUCAUCUAAGCUGUCACGUUAAACAUGUUCACUCAACAGAGAGACCCUUCAAAUGCCAAACGUGCACUGCUGCCUUUGCCACCAAAGACAGACUGCGGACACACAUGGUGCGCCAUGAAGGAAAGGUAUCGUGUAAUAUCUGUGGUAAACUUCUGAGUGCAGCAUAUAUCACCAGCCACUUAAAGACACACGGGCAGAGCCAAAGUAUCAACUGUAAUACCUGUAAACAAGGCAUCAAUAAAACAUGCAUGAGUGAAGAGACCAGCAAUCAGAAGCAGCAGCAGCAGCAGCAACAGCAGCAACAGCAACAACAACAGCAGCAACAGCAGCAGCAGCAGCAACAACAGCAACAGCAGCAGCAGCAGCAGCAUGUAACAAGUUGGCCGGGAAAGCAGGUAGAGACCCUGAGAUUAUGGGAAGAGGCCGUCAAAGCAAGGAAGAAAGAAUGUCAGUUCACCUUUGAGAAGGCUAUAGAGUACGUACCAUUCGAAGCUGCUAACUUGUGCCAAACCUCCACUGCUGCUACUACGCCUGUGACUCUUACUACUCCAUUCAAUAUAACGUCCUCUGUGGCUUCUGGGACUAUCACAAACCCAGUCACAGUGGCAGCUGCAAUGAGCAUGAGAAGUCCAGUAAAUGUAUCAAGUGCAGUUAAUAUAUCCAGUCCGAUGAACCUAGGGCAUCCUGUAACUAUAACAAGUCCGUUAUCCAUGACAUCUCCAUUAACGCUCACCACACCAGUCAAUUUACCCACCCCAGUAACCGCUCCAGUGAAUAUAGCGCAUCCAGUCACUAUAACAUCUCCCAUGAACCUCCCCACACCGAUGACGUUAGCUGGUCCGUUAAAUAUAGCGAUGAGACCAGUAGAGAGCAUGCCUUUCCUGCCCCAGGCCUUGCCCACGUCUCCUCCCUGGUAAAAAAAAAAAAAAAUUAUAAACAGUAUUAAAAAGGAUUAAGGUGGAAUCCUUACCAGCAGUUCUUUUUUGGGGUUUGUUUUUUUGUUUUUGUUUUGUUUUGUUUGUUUUGUUUUAUUGUUUUGUUUUUUUUUUUAAUAGUUAAUAAUAAAUUCAAACUAAGACACUGGGGCAACAUGCACCAUCAGAGACCAUAGUAGCAUCUUCCCCCGUUGAUUUGGCUCACAUGGUUCAACCUUGAGUUUCACUGGAGCACUUCAUUUAAAGUAAGUUUUACCUUUUAGCUGACUGAUGAUGAAUUAGAGCAGUCACAUAUUUGCCAGAGUUUUGUUUUGUUUUUCCUUAAGAAAGUCGUUAAAAAACAGUUUUAUGUUUUGUCCCUCAAAUAACUUAGGAAAUUAUUUUAAUCUAAACACUAGCAAAGACCCCUUGGAUGUGGAUGGCUGAUUUUAACUUGCCAGUCGUUAAGUCCACUGUUUCUGGGCUAGUGUAGAAUCUUCGUCUGUGUUGAUGGUUUUUUUUUGGUUUUGUUUUUUGUUUUUGUUUUAUUUUUUGUUUUAUUAAUUUUUUUUUAAAUGAGUAAAUGCAUUACAAUGUUGUCAUUUAAAAAAAAAAUGCAUUUUGGAUUAAAUAUGCAUUUUACCUUUGGGAAUAUGAUAAUUUCAGGCAGCAUUCCCUAUGGGAAAGGUGAUACCAGCUCUGAUAUGCAAAGCAUAUGAUAACUUAUCAUUCUAACUUCAACAUAUAAUAGGGAUUGUGACCUGAUAUUUGGAGAUGUAAAUAUUACCCAACAUAUUACCCUAAGGGAAUAUAGCAUUGUAGUCAACAUUUUUUAAAAAAAAACUGUUAUUGUUUGGUGAGAAACAGCCAUGGCUGACAGAAGAGGAGUCGAAAUGUAUGUAAACAUGGUCUCUGAACAGUCAGACCCCUAUGGGACUCUUACCUAGGAGCAAAAGGAGUGCUUUGAAACUUAAGAAAUAUUGCUUUAAGCUGGAAGAUUCUGGAGGCACUGGGUAUGAUUUUUAUGCCCUCUGCUUCCCAAUCAAAACCUGCUGGUGUUACAGCAGGGGACAGACGUGUUAGUUGUUCACUAGAAGUUUUGUCUUAUAUUAAAUUGUAUACAGUUUUUAUUCUAACCACUAACUAGGUAGGAUGCCCCUUCAGGACAAGCAGAGAGCGUCUUUUAAUUUCUCCCCUAUUUCUUAAUCAAGUGUUGUGCAAAUCUGUUCAACUUUGUAAAUAUUUGCAAACAUCAUCAUUUUUACGUUAUUCUUCUAUUGUGUUAACACAUUUCUAUCAAUUUGUGGGAGUUCUGGGAUGAUGGUUUGAGCUGUCCAGCCCGGAACUUCUCCACAAAUGGUCACACAUGUUUAAGCUACAUGUGCUUUUUAUUUCUUAACCUGUUUAUCUGUACAUAACGUAGAAAGCAAAAUCUAGGGAAACAGAUAUACUUUCUAGACUAUCAUGUCACAUAUUCACGUUUUAAAACUUUGUUUUUAAAAAAAGGAAAACACCCUAAAACCAAGACUCUACAUUAAAAAAAAAAAUAAAUUACAGUUGAGGUGUUUUUAUUUUAAUGAAGCUGAAAGCUAUGGAGAUUAGCGUGUGUGCAUUUUCACAGAGUGCUAGCAGGACUGACUAGUCAAAAUGGACUGCUUCCGUUUCUACCCUGCCGUGUCAGUACAAGCAGAGAUUGCCAGACUUUGGGUCAGGUGACAGGUAUCUGUAUCAUUACGUGAAACUGUUCUAGGGGCUUGGACUACAUAGUAAAACAAAAACAACAAAAAAAUAGAGCUUAGUGUAAAAUAAUUUUAUAAAUGAUCUUUUGUACUUUAGGACAUCAAAUUGUACAACUUUUGUAUAUAUAAAAGCUUAGGAACUUUCUGUUUAGCAGAAAGGAAACACAUUCCUACACUUUUAAUGUAUAUGUUUGUUAUAAUGUCCAUGUAAACAUAUGCCCUAUGUUUGUGCCUUUUAAUUAGUUUGUCUCAAUAAACAAAAAUGUAGAGAAGAAUAUGUAGCUAUGACUUUGUUACCACUGUUCUUACUCCAGAUGUAUAGAGGUCUUCGUUUUUGCACUGUGUAGAGCAUUGCGUGCAGACAGCUGCAUGACUUAGGCUGGUCCGGCCACAACGAGGCAUGCGAGUUGAAUGCACCCCGGCAAAAAAAAUCUUCCUCCCUUAGCGUAGAGCAGCCCGCGCCGCGGGGCGAUGCAUGUUGGGCCGUGUAGUUCCCAGGCCAUCUCCGUCACCCACGCCAGCGAUACCAACUUGCACCAGUUUUACACAGCAGGCAUAGCGGUCUGGGUCUGGGCAAGCCGCAGAUGACCCUUAGGUGAAGUUUGGGUGUCCCUGAGCUUAACAAACAAAAGCGUUAAAAGCCGAUGUGAAAAUGUGUACUAGAAGUGGUUAUCUAUGAAUUACUUACAAUAAACAGGUGUGAGACUUAA